This is a messenger RNA of Amaranthus tricolor (Joseph's coat), 1807 nucleotides long. Its product is annotated as probable 1-acylglycerol-3-phosphate O-acyltransferase. The coding region runs from base 298 to 1539 and encodes 413 amino acids. NCBI's taxonomy places the organism in Eukaryota, Viridiplantae, Streptophyta, Magnoliopsida, Caryophyllales, Amaranthaceae. The transcript has 9 exons. The record is from RefSeq and is a predicted model, not a curated record. Gene Ontology annotation, molecular function: A2-type glycerophospholipase activity.
GAGAAGUAAGAUGACAAGAACAUCAGAAAGUAAUGUAAGAAGACAAUUAGCGGUCUAAAACAUGGAUAUAAAUUAACUACUCUUUUGGUGUUCAUCUUCUCUAUCAUCAAAUUAACUACUCUUUCCCUGACAUACAAGAAUAGUCGAAAAUAAAUUAGAAACAAAUUAUUUCAUCUUCUCUGCCGGACGAUUCCUUCUAAUCUCAAUAUUUAUUUCAUCUUAUCCCUCAAAAUAUUUUCUGGGUUUUUUGAGGUUCAUACCAAUACCAUCGUUUACAAUCAUAAUUCAUAAUAUUGUAUGACCAUAAUAAGGCGGUGGGCUUCAUCACACGCUAAAAUUUUCAUGGCGGAGGAAUUCCGGACGGCUGCUGCUGCUACUACCGCCGCUACUACUGCUUCUGAAACCUCAUCGUCUUCUGCUCAUAAAAGGUGGACGUGGCCUUCUCUCCUCCGUUGGAUUCCUACCUCAACCGAUCACAUCAUUGCCUCUGAAAAACGACUCCUUUCUUUAGUCAAGACUCCUUAUGUGGUCGAGCAAGUGAAUAUCGGUGCAGGUCCACUUGGCUCAAAGAUUAGGUGGUUUCGAUCGACAAGUGAUGAACCGAGGUUUAUAAAUACAGUUAACUUUGAAAACAAAGAUGAAAACUCUCCUACAAUUGUUAUGGUUCAUGGGUAUGGUGCUUCUCAAGGCUUCUUCUUUCGGAAUUUUGAUGCCUUGGCUCGUCGCUUUAAGGUUAUUGCUAUAGAUCAACUUGGUUGGGGUGGAUCAAGCAGACCUGACUUUACAUGCAAAAGCACUGAAGAAACUGAAGCAUGGUUUAUUGACUCUUUUGAGGCAUGGCGGAAAGCCCAGAAUCUUAACAGCUUCAUACUUCUUGGGCAUUCUUUUGGGGGUUAUGUUGCAUCUAAAUAUGCGUUGAAGCAUCCUGAGCAUGUUCAGCACUUGAUUUUGGUUGGACCAGCGGGAUUUUCUGCAGAUACAGAAAUGUCAGAACGUAUGAUGGAGUUUAGGUCAACAUGGAAAGGAGCUGUCUUGAACCAUCUUUGGGAAUCCAACUUUACCCCUCAAAAACUUGUGAGAGGGUUAGGUCCAUGGGGGCCAAAUAUAGUCCGCAAGUAUACGAGUGCUAGGUUUGGUUCAUAUGCAACUGGUGAACUGUUGAACGAAGAAGAAUCAAAAUUGUUGACAGAUUACAUAUACCACACACUUGCAGCCAAAGGAAGUGGAGAGCUUUGCUUAAAAUACAUAUUCUCGUUUGGAGCAUUUGCUCGGAAACCGCUUCUACACAGUGCAUCUGAAUGGAAAGUGCCAACCACUUUUAUUUAUGGUUAUCACGAUUGGAUGAGCUACCAAGGUGCACAAGAAGCCCGUAAGCAUAUGAAAGUCCCAUGUGAAAUCAUUAGGGUUCCUCAGGGUGGGCAUUUUGUAUUUAUAGACAACCCAAGUGGGUUCCAUUCAGCUGUUUUUCACGCUUGCCGCAGAUUUCUUUCCCCUGAUCCUGAUAAUGAAUCUCUUCCGGAAGGCCUAACUUCUGCUUAAUUCAAACUGUAUGCUACAACUUAAUCUCUAUUGUGUAUUCACUUGAAUGUAAAUUCUUUUCGGCAGAGUUAUAGUACAUUCUUUCACUUGUUGCUUCCUUUCAUUUCUAUGUCACCGGGAGCAGUUUCUCGUGUAUAUGUGAUGUAAAGUAUCAUCAAUCAUUGAGUAGAUUAUCAUUGAAGCAGAGGGCACGGUCCUUACUCUCUCCUGUAUCUUUCCCUUGUAAGAAUGACAUGCAUCAAAAAUGUCUCUCCCCUUCAAUUUUCCA